This is a messenger RNA of Hypoxylon fragiforme, 2719 nucleotides long. RefSeq names its product YjeF N-terminal domain-like protein. Gene Ontology annotation, molecular function: mRNA binding. Gene Ontology annotation, biological process: deadenylation-independent decapping of nuclear-transcribed mRNA; P-body assembly. NCBI's taxonomy places the organism in Eukaryota, Fungi, Ascomycota, Sordariomycetes, Xylariales, Hypoxylaceae. The coding region runs from base 484 to 2658 and encodes 724 amino acids. Gene Ontology annotation, cellular component: P-body. The transcript is spliced from 3 exons. The record is from RefSeq and is a predicted model, not a curated record.
UCAACCCCUUUGUAGCCAAGACAAGGGAAUUCGCCAAUUAUAUCAUCUCUACCUGAUUACUUCGAUAGAGAUCUGGGAAUUUCGUGCUCUUUCUACUACACGUCUGUGGUUAUGAUCUGAGAAUACCCUGUACCACCCGUACACCAUACACCGUUGACCCAUAACAUUGAACAUAUACAUACCGUAUUAGUACCUUCUCCCUAAGGCAUCUAAGGUAUCCAGUGACGAAUACAUACCUACCUACAUAAUACUAGCUGCCCUAGCUGCCCUGGACAUUACGAGUGAUCGCUCCUUCACUGUGGAAACGCGGGUGGAUCAGGUGCAUGGGGUGCUUAAGUGCUUUUUUUUUGAGUGAUAAGAUACGUGCAUUUUAAGUCCAUCAUUCGUUCGUUCAACUUAACAUACAUCCAUUUCCGGCGAGUCUCGACACUAUAGUCACCACAACAAUUUCGUUUGGCGACUUUCAGAAAUCAUAGCCUCGCGAUGAUGGGUGAAUCUGCUUCCCUAUCCCAGUGGCUGGGUGGCCACUAUGUUAUUGUUCUGAAAGAGCCAUUCGGCCAACGAAUCCAAGGAAUCUUGCAAGGUCUUGUCCCAGAGCAGCACCUAACCCUAGACCAAGCCCUGCUGCUAGAUACAAACCAGUUCCUCGGACAAGUUGACAUUCGUGCAGACAAUGUCACUGAUAUCAUGCCAGUCCCUGGCCCUGCUGUCAAGCCUGCAGAAUCAUCAUCACGUUUGACGACAGGACGUCCGAUGCCUAUGGCAGCGUUCCAAGAUCCAGCUAUCUUGAGUCUCACUCCUAAGUCGACUCCCAAGUCUGACGGCAAUUCUGGCCCAGGCCCACGCUAUCAUCAUGCGCAACCUAACACGGCAGAGAAACGAGACCCUGUCAUACUCAAUCCCGCUGAUCGAUUGACAUACUCUUCUCCUGAUGAGACUACUGACUCUGCCGUACCCGGCGGUCUUGACGCGCAUGUGGCGCAAUUGAAAUUAUCGCCCAUCAACUCAUCUAAGCUCGCCUUCGCUACAAGUGACCAAGAGAAUCUCGAAUCUCUCCCUUCCGCGACUCUCGACCCGGGUGCUCCAGGCCCAAGGAAGGAAAAUGGCAAGAGUGCUCGAGGUCGUGGACGACGACGCAACAAGGUGGGUAUCAGCAAUGGUUCCCCAGCACCCACUGGCGGCAACAAAGGCGCAGGAUGGAGGCAGACCCCCAUGUUGCAAUCCAGCGCAUCUUUCCAGCCUUUUGCAUCGCUCAAGAAAAGCCAGAAGAGGCGAGUUGACGCGAAUGUCGCUAAUGUUUGGGCCUCGGAAGACGUUACGGACGUCCAAGAAGCCGGUGACUUCGAUUUUGAGGGUAGCCUUGCAAAGUUUGACAAGCGCAAAAUCUUUGAUGAGAUGAAAGAGCAAGAUCAGAUUGACGAAGCAGAACGUUUGGUGUCUCACAACCGUCUCCCUCGACCAAAGCCUGGAACGGCUGGCGGCAAGAACCUCCACUACACCGAGAACGUUUUGGACUUGCCACAAGCUGCCUCAAGAUCUAAGGUGGGUUCUGGUGACUACUGGAAAAGCGAGGCGGACGAUGAAAUCAUCAAUGGGGAUGACCGUACAAGUGUCAUUGAAGGCAGCGGCCGCACUUCUCGGCUUCGUGGAGAAUCCCGCGUGUCCAUGAGUCGACGUUCACAAUCGCGCAAAGCUAGUACCACCGCGAGCGUCAGUGGAUCUAGCCGAGUCAACUCUGCACCUGUUCCUUCUUCGAGCGGCCUAUAUGCCGUGCCUUCCAACCGCCGAAUCGAGUCUAUUCCUCAUCUACAGAUGCAGGCGGUUGAAAAUGUGGCGCACCACGAAUUCGGGUUCACUGAGGACCUCAUGGCAGAAAAUGCCGGUCGUGGCAUUACGGAGGUGGCAAUGCAUGCGCUCGAUGACCCCGCAGUCAAGCUUCUAGCUGCUACAGCAUCGCCGCCUAACACUACUACGAUUGUCGUCCUAGCGGGCAAUAGCAAGUCGGGAGUUCGUGCCCUAGCAGCGGCCCGUCAUCUUCGAAACCGCGGUAUUAAUGUUCUAGUCUGCGUGGUCGGCAUCGAGCGCGAACGAGAGCUAUUUGAGGACGUCAAAAAACAGGUUCGACUAUUUCGCACCUUUGGAGGCGUCAUCUUCACCAAAUCAGAGCUUUUCGCCCAUGUCAGUCCCGCAGCCAAGACCUUCAAUGCCUCUCAGGGCUCCAUAACCUUGAUCAUCGAUGCGCUUUUAGGGCUUACGAUGUCUUUCGAAGAACUUCGUAAGUCUGACCAAGCUACAACAUAUGAGUUGAUGGAGUGGGCAAAUCGAAACGAGGCAUUUGUUAUGGCGAUCGACAUCCCAAGCGGCGUCGAGCCUCAGACCGGUAGAGUCAUGGUGAUUGACGGAGCUAAGCUCUACGUACACCCGCGCUACGUGGUCGCCUUAGGUGCGCCAAAAGUGGGUUUGUUGAAGGCGCUUGAAAUGGGCGACGAUCAAGGAGAUAUCGUGAUGGUGGAGGAGUGGAAGUUGUUCCUGGCAGACAUUGGUCUCAGUCCUCUGGUCUGGCGCAAGGUGGCUACCAAGGUUCGUCGAGGUAUCGAAUUCGACAGCAAGUGGGUGCUCGAGCUUCGCUACAAGCCCCAUGGAGAGGAGGAGGACUAAAACACCCAUGGAGGUAACUCCUGUUCUGGUCAAUGGGACAAUAACACACCCACAGCAUUUU